CGGUUCAGGGGGCGGGGCCUCCGGAAGUGGCCGGUUGCGGUCUGAAGCUCGUUGUUUCGGCGGCCGACAGCAGCGGAGAAGCUGGUUCUAGGCAGCUCCGCUGGGUGUGAGGUGUGGUAACCUCUGCUAGGCUGGAAACCGGGACUGCGAGCUGCCGAGCGGCGGGGUGAGAAGCGCCUGCUUUCAGAGCUCACCAUGUCGCGGGGUUCCAUCGAGAUUCCCCUCCGGGAUACUGACGAGGUCAUUGAACUUGACUUCGAUCAAUUACCGGAGGGAGAUGAAGUCAUCAGUAUUCUGAAGCAGGAGCACACACAGCUGCACAUAUGGAUUGCUUUGGCGCUGGAGUACUACAAGCAAGGGAAAACAGAAGAGUUUGUGAAGCUGCUGGAGGCAGCACGGAUAGAUGGCAAUUUGGACUAUCGAGAUCACGAGAAAGACCAGAUGACUUGCUUGGAUACAUUGGCAGCCUACUAUGUACAACAGGCUCGGAAAGAAAAGAACAAAGACAAUAAGAAGGACCUUAUUACGCAGGCAACUUUGCUGUAUACAAUGGCUGAUAAAAUUAUUAUGUAUGAUCAGAACCAUUUGUUGGGAAGAGCCUGCUUUUGCCUGCUCGAGGGUGACAAAAUGGAUCAAGCUGAUGCACAGUUUCAUUUUGUACUUAACCAGUCUCCAAACAAUAUUCCAGCCCUUCUUGGGAAAGCUUGUAUUUCAUUCAACAAGAAGGAUUACAGAGGAGCUCUUGCUUACUAUAAAAAAGCAUUGCGCACUAACCCAGGAUGUCCAGCUGAAGUUCGUUUAGGAAUGGGCCAUUGCUUUGUCAAACUUAACAAACUGGAAAAGGCUCGACUAGCAUUCAGCAGAGCCCUGGAACUCAACUCUAAGUGUGUGGGAGCACUGGUUGGACUGGCUGUUCUAGAACUCAACAAUAAAGAGGCUGAUUCCAUCAAAAAUGGUGUGCAGCUUCUUUCCAGAGCCUAUACUAUUGAUCCUAGCAACCCUAUGGUACUGAACCAUUUGGCAAACCACUUUUUCUUCAAGAAGGAUUAUAGUAAAGUGCAGCACCUGGCUCUCCACGCUUUCCACAACACAGAGGUGGAGGCUAUGCAAGCAGAAAGCUGUUACCAGCUGGCUCGGUCCUUCCAUGUUCAGGAAGAUUAUGACCAAGCCUUUCAGUACUACUAUCAAGCCACACAGUUUGCUUCAUCUUCCUUUGUCCUACCAUUUUUCGGUUUGGGACAAAUGUAUAUUUAUCGAGGUGACAAAGAGAAUGCAUCUCAGUGCUUCGAGAAAGUUUUGAAAGCUUAUCCAAACAAUUAUGAAACUAUGAAAAUUCUUGGCUCUCUCUAUGCUGCUUCAGAAGAUCAGGAGAAACGAGACAUAGCCAAGGGCCAUUUGAAGAAGGUCACCGAACAGUAUCCUGAUGACGUGGAAGCUUGGAUUGAGUUGGCCCAGAUCUUAGAACAGACUGACAUACAGGGUGCCCUUUCAGCCUAUGGAACAGCCACACGAAUCCUGCAGGAGAAGGUGCAGGCUGAUGUCCCUCCUGAGAUUUUGAAUAAUGUUGGGGCCCUCCAUUUUAGACUUGGAAACCUGGGUGAAGCAAAGAAGUACUUCCUAGCCUCACUGGACCGUGCGAAGGCAGAGGCUGAGCAUGAUGAACACUAUUACAAUGCCAUCUCUGUUACCACAUCCUACAAUUUAGCCAGGCUCUACGAGGCCAUGUGUGAAUUUCACGAAGCAGAGAAACUGUACAAAAACAUUUUACGAGAGCAUCCUAACUAUGUUGAUUGCUAUCUGCGCCUAGGAGCCAUGGCCAGAGAUAAAGGAAACUUCUAUGAAGCUUCAGAUUGGUUUAAGGAAGCCCUUCAGAUCAAUCAGGAUCAUCCAGAUGCCUGGUCUUUGAUUGGUAACCUCCAUCUUGCAAAACAAGAAUGGGGCCCAGGUCAGAAGAAGUUUGAGAGGAUAUUAAAACAGCCAGCCACACAGAGUGACACCUACUCUAUGCUGGCUCUUGGCAAUGUAUGGCUCCAGACUUUGCAUCAGCCAACCCGAGACCGAGAAAAGGAAAAGCGCCAUCAAGACCGUGCCCUGGCCAUCUACAAACAAGUCCUCAGAAAUGAUGCCAAGAACCUGUAUGCUGCCAAUGGCAUAGGAGCUGUCUUGGCCCACAAAGGGUACUUCCGCGAAGCUCGUGAUGUAUUUGCCCAAGUGAGAGAAGCAACAGCAGAUAUCAGUGAUGUGUGGCUGAACCUAGCACACAUCUAUGUGGAGCAGAAGCAGUAUAUCAGCGCCGUGCAGAUGUAUGAGAACUGCCUCAGAAAGUUCUAUAAGCACCAAAACACUGAAGUUGUGCUCUACCUGGCCCGUGCCCUCUUCAAGUGUGGCAAAUUGCAGGAGUGCAAGCAGACUCUGCUGAAGGCCAGGCACGUGGCACCCAGUGACACCGUUCUGAUGUUUAAUGUGGCCUUGGUUUUGCAAAGAUUAGCUACCUCUGUCCUGAAAGAUGAAAAAAGUAACCUGAAGGAAGUCCUUAAUGCUGUGAAAGAGCUGGAGCUUGCACACAGGUACUUCAGUUACUUGAGUAAAGUUGGAGAUAAAAUGAGAUUUGAUUUGGCCCUUGCUGCCUCUGAAGCCAGACAGUGCUCCGACUUACUGAGCCAGGCCCAGUACCAUGUGGCCCGGGCACGCAAGCAGGAUGAGGAAGAACGGGAGCUGCGGGCCAAGCAGGAGCAGGAAAAGGAGCUCUUAAGACAGAAGCUUCUCAAAGAGCAGGAAGAGAAACGUCUCAGAGAAAAGGAAGAGCAAAAGAAACUUUUGGAACAGCGGGCCCAGUAUGUUGAGAAGACCAAAAAUAUCCUUAUGUUCACUGGUGAGACCGAAGCAACAAAGGAGAAGAAAAGAGGUGGAGGUGGAGGGCGGCGUUCCAAGAAAGGAGGAGAGUUUGAUGAGUUUGUCAACGAUGACACUGAUGACGACCUCCCUAUAUCCAAAAAGAAGAAGAGAAGGAAGGGCAGUGGCAGUGAGCAAGAAGGCGAAGAAGAGGAAGGUGGAGAGAGGAAGAAGAAGAGGAGGAGAAGACCUCCAAAGGGAGAAGAAGGAUCUGAUGAUGAUGAAACAGAAAAUGGCCCCAAACCAAAGAAGCGCCGUCCACCGAGAGCAGAGAAGAAGAAGCCUCCCAAGCCAGAACGCCUGCCUCCUUCAAUGAAGGGAAAAAUAAAAUCCAAAGCCAUUAUAUCAUCAAGUGAUGAUUCUUCAGAUGAGGAUAAACUGAAAAUUGCUGAUGAAGGACAUCCCAGGAAUAGCAACAGCGAUUCUGACGAUGAUGAAAGGCCCAACAGACGCGCCUCAUCUGAGAGCGACUCAGAUGACAACCAGAACAAGUCUGGCAGCGAGGCGGGCAGCCCUCGGAGGUCGGGUAGACAGGAGUCGGAUGAGGAUUCUGACAGUGACCAGCCGUCCAGAAAGAGAAGGCGCUCCGGCUCUGAGCAGUCGGACAAUGAGUCUGCGCAGUCCGGGAGAAGCCCCUCUGGAGGUUCCGAGAAUGAGAACGAUUCUCGCCCGGUUUCUCCAAGUGCAGAAUCGGACCACGAAUCAGAGCAGGGCUCUGACAACGAGGGUUCUGGCCAAGGCUCUGGAAAUGAAUCAGAACCAGAGGGCUCAAACAAUGAGGCCUCAGAUCGAGGCUCAGAACAUGGGUCAGAUGAUAGCGACUAGGUUUUUUUCAUCAAAGACUCCAUGGGGGUGGGAGGAGCUUUAUAAUAUAUAAAAGCUGUGAUAAAAAACAUUUCAGAUGGUUAGUCAUUUGUGAAAUUUUUCUUAAGGGAAUUUUUUUCUACUUGUAUAUUUACUAACUUCCAAGAGACAUUUCCUUUGCUAGAGUCCAGUGUCCAAAACUGGAGCAGUGAGACUCCUGCAUUGUGGUGCAGCUCCACCUGCCACAUGUGAAAACUGCAGUGGUGACAUGAUGCUAAAGCAUUCCCGCAAGGCUUGCAGACCAGGCUAGCCCCGUCUCUGCUAGGCAGCAUGCUGCUAUGUACGGUUUUUGUUGCCAACUUGUACCAAAUGUUGCAGAAGCCGAGAUAUAUGCCUUUGUUCCCUUUUGAGUUGAGACUGAAAGUUUUAUUUCUAGAGGAAAAGGUGUCCCUGUACUGAACUCUGAAAGGAAGGUGUUUACAGUGUGAGGUUGCAGCCAUGAGGCAGAGUGGCAAACACUGGGGAGGGCAAGGUGUGGAAAGUGCUUUCCUGUUGUUAGAGUGGGAAGACUUCCCAGCCACUUAAUAAACCCUUUACCAACCAUG
Mastomys coucha (southern multimammate mouse) is the source of this 4301-nucleotide messenger RNA. It is a transcript of the gene Ctr9, whose product is annotated as CTR9 homolog, Paf1/RNA polymerase II complex component. Gene Ontology annotation, cellular component: Cdc73/Paf1 complex. Bases 196 to 3717 code for a protein of 1173 amino acids. Gene Ontology annotation, molecular function: RNA polymerase II complex binding. NCBI's taxonomy places the organism in Eukaryota, Metazoa, Chordata, Mammalia, Rodentia, Muridae. Gene Ontology annotation, biological process: regulation of DNA-templated transcription. The transcript has 25 exons. The record is from RefSeq and is a predicted model, not a curated record.